AUGUCUCUCGAGCGUGUUGAUUCUGUCGAUCCGUCGGAGGUUUACGACUACAUUGUGUGCGGAGGCGGCACAUCAGGCUGCGUAAUCGCCGGCCGCCUAGCCUCAGACCUCGACGUAAAAGUCCUCGUCCUGGAAGCUGGACCCGACAAUGCGGACCUCGAGAAUGUGCACAUGGCUGGUGGGUGGAGUAAGAACUUUGACAGCGAGACGGAUUGGAAUCUUGUGACAGAGCCGAUGAAGACGAUUGACGAUAGACGCGUGAAGCUUAGCCGAGGAAGGUUUCUGGGGGGGUCGAGCGGCGUUAAUGGGACGUUGUGUAUCCGCGGCAUGAAGCAGGACUAUGACGACUGGGGAUUGAGCGAGUGGACGGGGGAAAAGAUGUUUGAGUUCAUGAAACGGGCGGAGACAUUCCAUGAGAAAGACUGGCAUGAGGCGGAUAAAUCUGUUCACGGUACGGAUGGGCCUCUGCAUACUGAGCCACACGACCUUGCACCGAUCUCAGAGCGUGUCAAGGAGAGUAUGAUUGACCAGGGCUUGCCUUACCAUCCCGAUAUGUUUUCUACUGGUGAGACGCCACAUGGCUGUGGUGACGUGCCACGGACAGUGCAUCAAGGUGUCCGGACCACGGCUGCAGACUUCAUUACCAGGGGGCAUAAGCGAGAGAAUAUAACCAUCAAGACUGAGGUCACGGUAGACAAGAUUCUGUUCAGCCAAGACGCAGAAGAGCUGACUGCGAUCGGGGUUGCCGCGAUCUCGACGAAUGGCAAGAAAGUCGAAUAUCACGCUCGGAAAGAAGUGAUUGUUGCAGGAGGAGCCUAUUGCAGUCCGCCUCUCUUGAUGCGCUCUGGUCUCGGUCCCAAGGAGCACCUAGAAAAGCACGGUAUUGAGUGCCUAGUAGAUCUCCCAGGCGUGGGGGGAAACCUCAUGGAUCACGUCCUCUGCUUCAUCUUCUACGAAGUCUCCGAACCCAACCUCACAAACGACCACCUCGCCUACCACGACAACGCCAUCGCCUCCACCUACAAACUCUACCAAGAAAAGAAAAGCGGCAUCCUAUCCACCUUUCCCUUCGGCAUCUUCGGCUACGCGCGUCUAGACGAGCGCCUCAAAGACUCUGAACUUUGGACCAACGCCCCCCGCCAGGGCGGCAGAGAUCCCAUGGGCCUGCUCCCUUCCCAGCCCAACAUCGAGCUCUGGAACACCGAGCUCUACGGCGGCCCAAAGCAGUACACCGACUUCCCCGUCGACCACAAACACGUCUUCGCGCAGUGCGCGCUCCUGUUCAACCAGCAUUCUCGCGGCUCGGUGACGCUGAAAUCGAAGGACCCGUUGGAGAAUCCCGUCAUCGAUCACAACUACCUAAGCGACCCGCUGGACAUGCUCGUCCUAAGCGAGGGGUGUCGACUCGCAAAUGACAUCGUUAUGAAAGGUAAGGGAACGAAGGAUGUCAUCAAGGGGAGCUGGCCGAGUAACUUGACGCAUCAUGCCAAUGCGACGAGAGAGGACUGGGAAGAGCAUGUGAGACAGCAUGCCACAACCUGCUACCAUGCAUCAGGCACAUGUGCGAUGGGCAAGCCUGACGAUAAGGAUGCUGUGCUGGACGGACGGUUGAGGGUCCGGGGUGUGAGGAAUCUGCGUGUGGCCGAUUGCUCUUCGGUCCCGAGGGUUAAUAAUGGCCAUACGCAGAUGGUGGCUUAUGGCAUUGGCGAGGGCGCUGCUGAGAUGAUCAAGGAGGACGCUCAGGGCUCGCUCUCAAAGUUAACGUCUGGAGUAGCUAAGUUGGCUGUGUAA
Molecule: messenger RNA, 1791 nt
Organism: Didymosphaeria variabile
Lineage: Eukaryota; Fungi; Ascomycota; Dothideomycetes; Pleosporales; Didymosphaeriaceae
Exons: 5
Coding region: 1-1791 (596 amino acids)
Molecular function (GO): flavin adenine dinucleotide binding; oxidoreductase activity, acting on CH-OH group of donors
Source: RefSeq, a predicted model, not a curated record